Phaedon cochleariae (mustard beetle) is the source of this 648-nucleotide messenger RNA. The record is from the annotation of a GenBank genome assembly. NCBI's taxonomy places the organism in Eukaryota, Metazoa, Arthropoda, Insecta, Coleoptera, Chrysomelidae.
AUGGGUCUCACAAACAGGGAUCUCGUACAAAUAGCCACGAUUGUCGAAACGAAAACAAAAACCAUCUUUACUGAAGAAUAUUUACAAGGUGUAGUGGACAAAAUUGUCAAGAAAACCCAUGAUAAAUAUGACCGAAUAAUAUCAGAGCUUAAAAAUGAUAUGAAUUUUCUGAAAAAGGAAAACAGUGAGUUGAGAAUUGCGAUGGACAACAUGGAACAAAUAUCGAGAGAUAGAAAUGUGCGAUUUUUUGGUAUUCAAGAAAAUACCGGCGAAGACUUAGUUAGUGUUGUUCUGAAGGUAACUAAUCAUACGAUGAAAGUGAAACAUAUUACGGAAAAAAGUAUACUCAAAUGUCAUCGCAUACCGAACAAAAACACUAACACAGAUAAUCCGAGUCCUCCAGCAGUACUAGUACAGUUUGUUGACACCACAGUGCGUGAAAAAAUCUUGAGCAGCCGAAAAAAUCUGAAAUCAACAGGAAUAUCCAUACAAGAAGACUUGACGAAGAUGAGAUUAACCCUGAUGAAAAGCGCGAUAGACAAGUUUUCGAAGAAACAUGUGUGGUGUCGCAACGGCAACAUUUUUGUGAAGUAUAAUGAACGUGUGCAUCGAGUACAGCAGGAGAGUGAUCUUCUACGAAUCAAAUAG